AUUAUUAUUCUAAUAUUUAAUUCAAAAAUAUCAAAAGCUGUCGAGCUGAUUGAGACACGCUGCUCUCAAACCCCGCAUUUUGUAUGAUGCCACCGUUGACCAAGAUCGAGGUGCUCGCGAAGCGAGUGAUGGAAGGUGCGCAAUUGAAAACGCAUAAAUACUUCCGGAUCGCCGUGCCUCAUGCCAUCACCGGUCAGCAAUUGAUAGCUCUCGUUCUUGAGCGAGGUGCUCCUGACGAUGAGGCUGAAGCGAGUCAUCUGGCAAGUUUGUUACUUCACCACGGUUACAUGUUUCCAGUUAUCGAACAUGGCCAACCUUUCAAAGACGAUGGAACGUUAUACAGGCUUCAAAGGCCGUAUUUUUGGCCUUCACAGGCUGAACUGGUUCCGGAUGUUGAAUAUGCCAUUUACCUCAACAAGCGAUUGCUCCGAAAUGAGCAAAAACACGGGUUAGAAGAAGAUGAAGUUGAGUCAUUCAACAGACUUGCCGAUGUUCUCGCACACAUGUGGGCUUUCAUCGUUCAACAGUCUGAGCUUCAAUUGAAGCAGCAAAAAGAAAAAAAGAAAGUGGACAAGGUAGUGUUCGAUUCAGAAGAACGAGCGUUUUGGAAGAUACGAAAACCAAGUCGUGGUGGACCAAAUUUCCUAGAGGACCCUUAUAUGAAAAUAGAAAAGAAAAUACGACGGCAGAAUGCACAAGGUUAUAGAUGUCUUAUGGAUCGAUUACGAUUUGCAAUCAAGACAAAGCCAUGGCUAAAAGCAUUAAAAGCAUCGGAUACAAUGGUGACGUGGGUUGACCAAAGAGCUGAAUUCGAUCCAUUCCUUCACCCUCCACAACCAUCCAAUCCAUGGAUCAGUGAUGAAGCUUCAUUUUGGAAUCAGCCUACUGACACGUCAAGUGCCGAGAUCCCUACCGAGAAACGGGUAAAACGAUGGGGACUUUCUGUUCAAGAGCUUGUGAAAGAUCCUAUAGGACGGCAAGUGCUCGAAACAUUUUUAGAAUCCGAAUUUUCGUCGGAAAAUAUACGGUUCUGGAUAGCGAUACAAGAUUUGAAAUAUGCACCGAAUGAGCAGAUAUACCAGAAAGCUGAAAGAAUACGAGAAGAAUUUUUGGCUCAAGGAGCACCUGCACAAGUAAAUGUAGACAAUAGAACCCUCGAUCAGACAUUGGAGUGUAUUUCGAAAGCGAAAGAUGCUUCACAAAUGAGAUUCGCAUUCUAUCAUUCUGAAGAGCACGUGUUCACAUUGAUGGCAAAGGAUUCAUAUCCACGUUUCGUCCGAUCCCAAAUCUACAAAGCAGUAUUGACAGCAGCGCAACAGCACGGAACAAAGCGACUCGGGUGGCGCAACUUCGUAUUCAACAUGGGUACAACUAAAAAACCAGCAACGAGUAAACCAGCAAAGCCGCAAGAUUCCAUCGGGACUGGUCAAGUUCUCCCAAAACAGCUAUCGUCCGACUCGCUGCCAGUUCGACAGGCUCAUGGGGUCAAACCGGAUCCCGAAUGACGUCAUUCUCUUCUCACAUCUCGUUUCUCUUUUCUGCGUGUACGUACGUGUCUGCGUCUCUCUGUAUAUUCUUUUUCACUUUUCCCUCUUCUUUCUCAAAAAAAAAACCAAAUCAAAUAACGACCAUCAAAAAGGGAAAUCAGUAUCCUCUGCAUCGGUUUUACACGCAAAUUUAAAUAUUUCGAAGCGAACCAUUUGAUAUGUGUAUUAUCAAUGAACUUCUUCUCAAAAUUAACAAUCUCGAACCACCCAACACUGCAUAUUUUGACCUUAUUUUCUCUUCCAAAUCGAUCGAUAAUACAUGUAAUUCCACAGUCUCUUCAGACUCUUCUAGUCCAUCAUAAUCCACAUCUCCUGCCAGCUUCUUCUUCAUUUUCACGAUAUACUAAUUUGUAAUCCUAUUUUCUCACAAAAACGUGUACAAAGUGUUAUAUUUCUUUCUAUUACCCAUAUUAUUUUAAUCUUUUCAGAAAAUCAAUUUUUGUUUCCCUCAUUCAUUUCACACAGAGUUCUCCUGCUUUUUUGGCACACUUCUCGUUUUUUUUUCAAAAUUUUAAAAGUAUCUGUAAGGUACCGCUAGCGUAUUUAGGUGUUUCAACCUAACUUUUUUCAAUUAUAUCUACUCAAAAAUAAUUUGAUUUGAAAAUGGUAAUUCGCACCAAAAAUGACGAUAUCAUAACGUCUCAGUUCUUUUUUUUUCCAAAAAUCAUAUAUAAAUUUCAUUUUCUCUUACCCUCUACCUGGUGUGAUUGUCUCAAAAAAAUCAACUUUCAGAACCGGAGUUGUUACAUAAUAUAUUAUUAAUGUGUCAGUAUAUCAUUAUUUUCAGCUUUUUGUAGGCGUUGAUGUUCAAUAAAAUUAUUUAUU
This is a messenger RNA of Caenorhabditis elegans, 2372 nucleotides long. RefSeq names its product Regulator of G-protein signaling 7 (gene eat-16). Bases 84 to 1505 code for a protein of 473 amino acids. Lineage: Eukaryota; Metazoa; Nematoda; Chromadorea; Rhabditida; Rhabditidae. The record is from RefSeq and is marked reviewed. The transcript is spliced from 10 exons. Gene Ontology annotation, biological process: intracellular signal transduction; regulation of G protein-coupled receptor signaling pathway; G protein-coupled receptor signaling pathway.